AUGCUCCAGUCGACACUGAAUCUUCUGCGAUCCUUCGGGCGGGCGGGCGAAGCCUGGGUUCAGCGCGAGUUUCAACCCCGCAGACUUUUGUUUAAUGUCCUCUUCUACGGCUCACAUCUCUUUUUCUUCGCGUAUGGUUGGUACUCCCAGGCCACCAGCAAGAAGCUCGUUGGCCUGAACAUAAUUCUGCACUACUCCGUCUGGGUGUCCCGCGGGGCGGGCCUCGUCCUCGCCUACGAUGGUGGCCUUAUCCUCGUCCCCAUGUUGCGCAACAUCCUGCGUGUUAUCCGCCCUUCUCUAGGCUGGUUAAUGCCCCCCGACGAGAAUAUCUGGUUCCACAAGCAGGUUGCCUACUCUAUGGCAUUCUGGGCCAUGGUCCAUACAACCGGACACUAUGUCAACUUUAUCAACGUCGAAAUCUCCCAGGCUCGCAAGGAGACCGCCCACGAUAUUCACUUCAAACAGCCAGGCGGUAUCACUGGCCACUUCAUGCUCCUCAUCAUGCUCCUAAUGUACACCACCGCGCACCACAAGAUCAGAAAACAGUGUUUUGAGGCGUUUUGGUAUACCCACCACCUCGCUUUCUUCUUCAUGCUCGGUCUGUACACGCACGCGACGGGCUGUUUCGUCCGUGACACGGUCGAGCCCGACUUCAUCCCUUCAUUCCCCUUCUACUCGACCGAACACUGUCUCGGUUACAUGAGUUGGCGGUUCACUAUCUGGCCCGGCCUUCUCUAUUUCGGCGAGCGUAUCUGGAGGGAAAUUCGCGCGCGCAGGGCCACGCGUUUGUCGAAGGUCCUUGUUCAUCCGAGCGGCGCCAUGGAGCUACGCAUCACUAAGCCCAGCUUUAAGUACACCGCUGGCCAGUGGCUCUUCCUGCAGGUACCUGAGCUAUCUAGUUUCCAAUGGCACCCUUUCACAAUUACCUCAGCACCUGACGACCCAUACGUCUCCGUGCACAUCCGUCAGGCGGGCGAUUUUACACAACAGCUUGGUGAACGCCUUGGUGUCGGCCCGUCUGUCGUGGCUGCGAUGACGAAGGCUGCGAUGAAAGGGUCGGAGAAGGACGGCAACAACGCCCUCGGUCCUCGAGGAGAGUUCGUUGAGAUCGACCCGUCCGUAUCCAACCUCACUCUCCCCAAAGUGCGCAUCGACGGCCCGUACGGCGCUCCAGCGGAAGAUGUGUUUAAGAAUGAAGUCGCCAUCCUCGUCGGGGCAGGCAUUGGUGUAACGCCUUUCGCGUCCAUCCUUAAGCACAUCUGGUACAGCCAACGGAAAUGCAAGCUCGGUUCCCUUCGCCGUGUCGAAUUCUUCUGGAUCUGCAGGGACGCGCCGUCCUUUGGGUGGUUCCAAAGCCUCCUCUGGGCGAUCGAGUCAAGCCAGGCUGAUCCUAACUUCCUCCGGAUCCACGUCUACCUUACCCAAAAGAUAACGGAAGACAUCAUGUGGAAUAUCGCCGUCAAUGACGCGGGGGCUGAGUACGACCCGCUCACGCUCCUGCGCUCGCGCACCACCUUCGGACGUCCGGAUUGGAAGACUAUCUACACGAAGAUGCGGCUUGCGAUUGAGGCGGGGCAAUAUCUUCCUGGCGCUACGUCGCAGUUGAGGACUAAGGUUGGGACAUACUUUUGUGGACCUGGUCCUCUCGCGAAAGCUAUCAAAGACGCUUGCGACGAGAAUACAUGUGCCAAAAUUGAAUUUAGCUUUGCUAAGGAACACUUCUGA
This is a messenger RNA of Cyclocybe aegerita, 1725 nucleotides long. The record is from the annotation of a GenBank genome assembly. Lineage: Eukaryota; Fungi; Basidiomycota; Agaricomycetes; Agaricales; Hemipholiotaceae.